This is a messenger RNA of Brassica rapa (field mustard), 1716 nucleotides long. RefSeq names its product E3 ubiquitin-protein ligase BOI. The record is from RefSeq and is a predicted model, not a curated record. Lineage: Eukaryota; Viridiplantae; Streptophyta; Magnoliopsida; Brassicales; Brassicaceae. Gene Ontology annotation, molecular function: ubiquitin-protein transferase activity.
CUAGGAAUGGUUCAAACUAAAAAAAUUCACAUAUGAAAAUAAGUCAUGACUUCUGUUUUAAUAUAUAAGAUAUAUAUCUCUUUUCCAGCAUAUAUAUAUAUAUAUAUUUAACAUACAUAAUACAAAAAUUUAAACUACGUGCAACUAGUUACCUUAUUAUCAGUAGAAACUUUUGUUUUAAAACUGCUAAUAUUGACGAAUAUAUAGAAGUAAUAUAACAGACCUAAAAGAACGAAUUAUCCGUUUCUUUUGAAAAGAAAAGUAAAUGUAGAUGCGAUUCAAGUAUUCAAUAUUUGGUUCAUAAUAAAUGAGAAUCAUGCUGACUAUGUGCAUAUACAGAAGAGACUUUAAGGACUCCCCUUAAAAACUUCCAUUCCAUUACAUUCCUCCUCUUCACCAUUUAUUUCUCCAAUUCAUUUUUGUAAAUAUCUCUUUAACAAUACAAAGUCCGAAUCUUCUCAACUUUCAUCACCAUGCCCGAUACAACCGUAGACACAUACAUACAUAUCCUUUGUGUGAUUUAUACAUAUUAAAGCUUCUCAACUCUCUUUUUUUUUUUUUUUUUAAUCUUUACUUGUUCAUGGUGGUUCAAACUCAUGACCAUCUUUCCACUCUGCUCUUCCUCAACAGGUGCUGUCUCUCUACUCUCUCCCUCUCUCUAUAUAUUUGUGUAUGUAUUCAUAUAUUUGAUCUUUCGAUUUCUCAGAAACGGACAAGAAGGGAACGCUUUUUCGCCGGAGCUACAAAAAUCUCAGUUUCCUUCCAUCACCGCCGGGGUUGGUUCAAGAAAGCGAGCCAGAGAAGUAUCCUCGGUGAUUGAUUUAGAUAUCACGGCGUCUCCGAUGAAUCCUACGCCGUCUACUCCGCCGCAGUUUAUCGGCCGUGGUCAAACUCCUAAUGUAGUAUCCACCGGUCUUCGUUUGUCUCAGGGGCAGUGGCAGAAUCGAGAACAUAGGUUAACAACUUUUCCGAUGAUAACCAGAUAUAUAGCCGGAGAAAACAAACGUGCAACUGAUGAAUUAGAUAUGUUACUACAGACCCAGGAAGCGGAGCUGAGGCGCAUGUUAGCGGAAAACAAUGAGAGGCACUAUCGUGAACUUCUGAGAACGACGGAAGAAUCAGUUAGGCGGAGAUUAAGAGAGAAAGAGGCGGAGAUCGUGAAAGCCACGCGUCGUUAUGCGGAGCUUGAAGCACGUGCAGCGCAGAUGGAGACCGAGUCACGUGCCUGGCAGGUGAGAGCGGCAGCGAGAGAAGCCGAAGCGACGUCGUUACAAGUUCGACUGCAGCAAGCGUUCGCCAACGGCGGGGGAGUCACGGCGACGGAACCAAAAUCGGGAAGCGGUGACUGUGUGGAUGAAGCUGAAGACGCCGAAUCGGCUUACGUUGAUCCUGACCGGUUCGAAUUGAUCGGCCCGAGUUGUAGGAUUUGCCGACGGAGAUCGGCGACAGUGCUGGCUUUGCCGUGUCGCCAUUUGAUACUCUGUAAAGGAUGCGACGGUUCUGUUCGAGUUUGUCCGGUUUGCCUUAGCUCGAAGAAUUCAAGUGUGGAGGUUUUCUUUUCGUGAUGGGUUUAUAUAAUGGGCCUACCAGGCCUUUCGUUAGCAUUUCAUAAAGUAAAACAAAAUCUAUGUAUAAUUAAAUUCAUCAUAUACGCUAUUAUUUAUUUAUUUUUUGCUAAAAUGCAAAUAUCUUAGUAAUGAUAAAAAGGUUACAUAA